CCACUAUCGAACCACUUGCAAGUUCCUCUUAAUUCUCCUCUUAUAAAAACCACUACAAACUUCCAAUCCAAUAAGAAACUGCACCUUAAAUAAAAUUAUGAACCUACCCAAUUCAAUCAGAAUUAACUGAUACUCCUCCUCCGAUCUUCCUCUUAUUCAUGCAUAUAUGCCCUUCAACUAACGAUCAAUCUAGCCAGCCUCACAUGCUGCAUUGUUCUCCAGGCCGAAUAAAUUGAAAUAUAGGAUUAUUAUUAAUAUAGUAACACUAAUAACAGUAGUAAUAAUUUUUUUUAUUAAAAGAGAAGCAAGAAAUGGAAUUAUUCACUAAGUGGGUUCUUGUUUUGGCUAUCUUGAUUUCCGUGGAAGCUUCAUUUGUGAUGUCGCGAGUUAGCCGAGAUUAUCUGCAGGCCCCUUUCCCUGCACCCGAGGCUGCACCUGCACCCCAUGAUGGAGAGGGCUAUUCCUCCUCCUCCUCCUCCUCCUCCUCCUCCUCAUCAUCAUCAUCAUCAUUAUCCUUCAAUGUCCUAGCUUAUGGAGCCGUAGGGGAUGGCAUUGCGGAUGACACAUCGGCAUUCAAGAUGGCUUGGGACGAUGCGUGCCGAAGCAACUUAUCAUCACCCGUCGUGCUAGCUCCGGUUGACCUCCUUUUCUUGAUCCAACCAACCAUCUUCAGCGGCCCUUGUAAAAACCCUCUCACCCUUCAGAUUGAGGGCACCAUAAUGGCACCAGAUGGACCGGAUUCAUGGCCCAAGAAUGUGACAAAGAAACAGUGGCUAGUUUUCUACAGAGUGAAUGGAAUGUCUAUGCGAGGUGGUGGAGUGGUUGACGGCCGAGGUGAGAAAUGGUGGAACCUUCCCUGCAAACCCCACAAGGGAGUAGAUGGGACAACUCCACCAGGUCCUUGUGACAGCCCAGUGCGAGCAGGCUUUAAGGUUCUUCACAAGCUCAAAAUUGAGGGUGGGGGAGCUUACGAUAAAGAACAGCCCAAUGUUCCAUUUCCGGUUUGACCACUGCAAUGAGGUCCACAUUGAUUCACUCCACAUCAUAGCACCCCCACACAGCCCCAACACUGAUGGAAUCCACAUUGAGAACACUUAUGAUGUCACUAUACAAAACUCCAUAGUCUCCAAUGGUGAUGACUGUAUAUCCAUUGGAGCAGGCUCUUACAAUGUAGAUAUAACCAACAUGACUUGUGGCCCUGGUCAUGGGAUUAGUAUUGGCAGCCUGGGCAUGAAAAACAGUAGGGCAUGUGUAUCAAACAUAAAGGUGAGGGAUUCAAGCAUCCGGGAUUCUGACAACGGAGUCCGGAUCAAGACGUGGCAGGGUGGGUCCGGAUCCGUUUCCAACGUUGCCUUUGACAACAUAAGAAUGGACAACGUCCGGAACCCCAUCAUAAUAGACCAGUAUUACUGCAGCCAUGCCGCUGGCGUCUCCUGCACAAACCAGACCUACGGAGUGUCCAUAUCAGGUGUGACAUACUCAAAGAUCAAGGGAACUUUUGACAUCAGAAGCCCUCCAAUGCACUUGGCCUGCAGCGAAACUGUCCCGUGUACCAACUUAACCUUGUCCGAGGUUGAGCUGUACCCUUCACAAGGGCAGAGAAUUUCAGACCCUUUCUGUUGGAAUGCCUAUGGGGAUCAGGUUACUGCCACUAUUCCUCCUAUCUCCUGCUUGUUGGAUGGUACUCCUCAGUCAUUUCCUAGUAUUACUUAUGAAGAUCAUUGUUCGUGAUCCAUACCUGAGGCUAGGCUGGCUACGAAUUACAUAUAUUGGACCUUAGUUUUGCAUUAAUGGUCAACAGAUGAAGCUAAUUAUGUUGCUAGGAAAAUCCAUCAAGCUUAGCUGGCUAUGGGUAUGAUUUAAUUUAUUAAUUUGAAAUGAGAAUUAGUGUAACAUGCAGAAUAAUGU
This is a messenger RNA of Cuscuta epithymum, 1908 nucleotides long. NCBI's taxonomy places the organism in Eukaryota, Viridiplantae, Streptophyta, Magnoliopsida, Solanales, Convolvulaceae. The record is from the annotation of a GenBank genome assembly.